Lontra canadensis (Northern American river otter) is the source of this 2125-nucleotide messenger RNA. RefSeq names its product transcription factor 7 like 2 (gene TCF7L2). The record is from RefSeq and is a predicted model, not a curated record. Bases 23 to 2041 code for a protein of 672 amino acids. Gene Ontology annotation, biological process: canonical Wnt signaling pathway; regulation of transcription by RNA polymerase II. Lineage: Eukaryota; Metazoa; Chordata; Mammalia; Carnivora; Mustelidae. Gene Ontology annotation, molecular function: RNA polymerase II cis-regulatory region sequence-specific DNA binding; DNA-binding transcription factor activity, RNA polymerase II-specific. Gene Ontology annotation, cellular component: beta-catenin-TCF complex; catenin-TCF7L2 complex. The transcript has 16 exons.
UUGCUGCUGGUGGGUGAAAAAAAUGCCGCAGCUGAACGGCGGUGGAGGAGAUGACCUAGGCGCCAACGACGAACUGAUUUCCUUCAAAGACGAGGGCGAGCAGGAGGAGAAGAGCUCCGAAAACUCCUCGGCAGAGAGGGAUUUAGCUGAUGUCAAAUCGUCUCUAGUCAAUGAAUCAGAAACAAAUCAAAACAGCUCCUCCGAUUCCGAGGCGGAAAGACGGCCUCCGCCUCGCUCCGAAAGUUUCCGAGAUAAAUCCCGGGAAAGUUUGGAAGAAGCGGCCAAGAGGCAAGAUGGAGGGCUCUUUAAGGGGCCACCGUAUCCCGGCUACCCCUUCAUCAUGAUCCCCGACCUGACGAGCCCCUACCUCCCCAACGGAUCGCUCUCGCCCACCGCCCGAACCCUCCAUUUUCAGUCCGGGAGCACACAUUACUCUGCGUACAAAACGAUUGAACACCAGAUUGCAAUUCAGUAUCUCCAGAUGAAAUGGCCACUGCUUGAUGUCCAGGCGGGGACCCUCCAGAGCAGACAAGCCCUCAAGGAUGCCCGCUCUCCGUCGCCGGCACACAUUGUCCAGUGCCCCCUCCCUUGCUGCACUCAGGGACAUGACUGUCAGCACUUCUACCCCCCCUCAGACUUCACUGUCAGCACUCAAGUCUUCAGGGACAUGAAAAGGAGCCACUCCUUACACAAGGUUGGGGAGCCCUGGUGUUUGGAGUCGAACAAAGUGCCGGUCGUGCAGCACCCUCACCAUGUUCACCCCCUCACGCCGCUCAUCACGUACAGCAAUGAGCACUUCACCCCGGGAAACCCACCUCCACACUUACCCGCUGACGUUGACCCCAAAACAGGAAUCCCACGGCCUCCGCACCCUCCAGAUAUAUCUCCAUAUUACCCGCUAUCGCCUGGCACCGUAGGACAAAUCCCCCAUCCGCUAGGAUGGUUAGUACCACAGCAAGGUCAGCCAGUGUACCCAAUCACGACAGGAGGAUUCCGUCACCCCUACCCUACAGCUCUGACUGUCAAUGCUUCCAUGUCCAGCUUCCUGUCUUCCAGGUUCCCUCCCCAUAUGGUCCCACCACAUCACACUCUACAUACGACCGGCAUCCCCCACCCGGCCAUAGUCACGCCAACAGUCAAACAGGAAUCCUCCCAGAGUGACGUCGGCUCACUCCAUAGCUCAAAGCAUCAGGACUCCAAAAAGGAAGAAGAAAAGAAGAAGCCCCACAUAAAGAAACCUCUUAAUGCGUUCAUGUUGUAUAUGAAGGAAAUGAGGGCAAAGGUCGUGGCGGAGUGCACGUUGAAAGAAAGUGCGGCCAUCAACCAGAUCCUGGGGCGAAGGUGGCACGCACUGUCCAGAGAAGAGCAAGCAAAGUACUACGAGCUGGCCCGGAAGGAGCGACAGCUUCACAUGCAGCUGUACCCCGGCUGGUCUGCGCGGGACAACUAUGGGAAGAAGAAGAAGAGGAAAAGGGACAAGCAGCCUGGAGAGACCAAUGAACACAGCGAAUGUUUCCUAAAUCCUUGCCUUUCACUUCCUCCGAUUACAGAUGCAAAUACUCCAAAGAAGUGUCGGGCACUGUUCGGGCUUGACCGACAGACUUUAUGGUGCAAACCGUGCAGGAGAAAAAAAAAGUGCGUUCGCUACAUACAAGGUGAAGGCAGCUGCCUCAGUCCACCCUCUUCAGAUGGAAGCUUACUAGACUCGCCUCCGCCCUCCCCCAACCUGCUAGGCUCCCCUCCCCAAGACGCCAAGUCACAGACUGAGCAGACCCAGCCUCUCUCGCUGUCCCUGAAGCCCGACCCCCUGGCUCACCUGUCCAUGAUGCCUCCGCCGCCUGCCCUCCUGCUUGCCGAGGCCGCCCACGGCAAGGCCCCCGCCCUCUGUCCCAACGGGGCCCUGGACCUGCCUCCUGCUGCCCUGCAGCCGCCCGUCCUGUCCUCUCUUGCACAGCCGUCAACAUCUUCCUUACAUUCCCACAACUCUCUGGCCGGGACCCAGCCCCAGCCGCUGUCCCUCGUGACCAAGUCGUUAGAAUAGCUUUAGCUUCGUUAGCCCUGCCCUGGUCGGUUUGCGUAGUGUUGCGGUUUUCGCUUUUCUUUGUCCCCCACCCCGGCCUCCUGC